AUCGCAAAAUCACAACCAGAUCAAUAGCUGAAGUGGAAAAUGGCGUCUCAGGCAAGGCCUUUUCACGAUAUGUAUGAAAUUAAGGAAGAACUUGGAAGGGGAGCCUUUAGUAUAGUUCGUAAAUGUGUUCUGAAGGAAGGGAAAGUCGAAUUUGCUGUUAAAAUUCUCGACACGCGAAAGAUGACCUCGCGCGACAUCCAGAAAGUUGAGCGAGAGGCUCGGAUUUGUCGGGGCCUGAAACACCCGAAUAUCGUCCGUCUUCACUCUAGCAUCUUAGAAGAAGGUUUCUAUUACUUAGUGUUUGAUAUGGUCACUGGUGGAGAACUCUUCGAGGAGAUUGUAGCCCGAGAGUACUACAGCGAGGCAGAUGCCUCCCACUGCAUACAGCAAGUGUUACAGAGUGUUCAGCAUUGUCACGACAGCAAUAUAGUGCACAGAGAUCUUAAACCCGAAAACCUUCUCCUCUCUAGCAAGGAAAAAUCAGCGAUAUGCAAACUAGCCGACUUUGGAUUGGCAAUCGAAGUUGAAAACGGCAAAUUAGGUUGGUUCGGUUUCGCCGGGACGCCGGGAUAUUUAUCUCCGGAGAUUUUGAAGAAGGAAGCAUAUAACAAGGCGGUAGAUUUAUGGGCUUGUGGAGUGAUUCUGUACAUCCUUCUGGUAGGCUAUCCUCCCUUUUGGGACGAAGAUCAGCAGAAAUUGUACAGUCAGAUCAAGGCAGGGGCCUACGACUUUCCCUCUCCAGAAUGGGACAGUGUAACAGAGGAAGCCAAAGAUCUUAUUAACAAAAUGCUCACUGUAGAUCAAAGUAAAAGGAUCACAGCUGCAGAUGCCUUGAAACAUCCUUGGAUUGUGAACAGUGAACGAAUUGCCUCGAAAGUUCAUCGCCAAACUACGCUCGAUGGUUUGAGAAGAUUCAACGCGCGACGAAAACUUAAAGGGGCCAUUCUCACGACACUUUUAGCGACGCAUAAUUUUAGCGGCUCGAGAAAGAAGAAGGAAUCUGAUGAGGAUGUAAUGGCGACUCAUCCCGAAGAAACAGAUGGUACCACCCAAGCCAGCGCGCAGCCGCAGUGGAAAUCGCAGAAAGAACAGGAAAUAAUCCGCUUAACGCAGCAACUGAUAACCAGUAUAACCACUCAAGAUUACGACACGUACAGCAAACUCGUUGACUCUCACGUAACUGCCUUCGAACCAGAAGCAAUUGGAAAUCUUGUGGAAGGUCUAGAGUUUCACAAGUUUUACUUCGAUAACGUGCUGCGUCAACGCAACGCACCCACAAAUACAACGAUUCUCUCGCCUCACGUGCACAUUCUGAGCGCAGAAGCCGCGUGUAUCUCGUACGUGCGCCUGACCCAGCGAAUCGGAGGCAACGGCGAGCCAGUGACGGACCAAUCAGAAGAGACUCGAGUGUGGCAGUUAAAGAACGGGCAGUGGGUAUGUGUUCAUCUACACAGGUCUGCGUCAACUAAAGGACGCUAGAGAAAUGGUGAUUGAAUCUUGUUAGAGAACUGUUACGUGAAGUAAGUGGACAGUUUGUAACUAACAAAUAUGUUUUGAGUAUCAAGCCGGUAAAGACAUGGGCCUGGGAAUUCAUACUGUUGAAUUUUGAAUUGUCAAGACUGAGUUAUUUAACUGUCUGAGCUCAGAGAGUCAUAAGAGACUCCUUUUUUUCUACAACGUAUCUUUGGCACUGAGCUAAGGAAUUGUUGAAAUUGAAUUGUACAGGUGUUGUUACUCUAAUCAAAACACCAAUCCAGCUUUCCUAUGGGAGCAAAGUUAUUGAACUGAAUUUUACCGUAGCCAAGCACUUGAAUGACUGAAAAGAAUAUAAAUAGAAUUACAUAUAUAAUUGCAAAAUUGAUAUAUAAUAUGAGACAUUACUAGUUGUAUUGCUUAUAGAUAAAGAAUUGAUAGUUGUUAGUAGCACCGAUUUAAUCAGCUUGGUUUCAAAUAUGUGACCUUGUCUUGCAUUUCGUUUAGUUUUACUGGAAACCUUCCUUUUUUCCCCAAAUCUCCAGAAUUGCCUGAACGGGUGUAUCUAUCUUAAAUCGGAUCGGAGGCGGCUUUUGCAUAAUUUGAAUAAGUCUGUAAGUUAGUGAAUGCAAGUAAGGCCGUCCGUUUUUUUUCUCUUCUUUUACAAUAAGACAGCCACAAUUGCUUUUGUUAUCUAUGAUACAAACUUCUAACAGGAUCCACUUAUCCCAUAAAGUGAUAUUGGUCUUAUUAGACUUAUUGUUGAUCACGUAGAUCUUACAAUAGCUUUGCACUUUGUAAUAUUUUAAAAAUUUAAGCUUUUGUGCUAUGGGAGAUGCAUUUUCUUUUCUUAGGUGGGAUUAGAAUUUCAUAAAAAACAUCAUCCUAAUAUCUUUAUUUAGCUGUUAGCAAUGAUAAUGUUCCUCCAUUUAGGUUUUUCUCCACUAUUACCUACUGGGAAGGUUUGGACAAACGUGGUAUAAACUUUUAUUGACAUUUUCCUUAUAUCUUUAAGUUACUGUUUUAUAAUUUAACAUUUGCGAGAAUAUUGUGAUACUUCUGUUUAUUGAAGGAAGUUCGCCUUUUUAAUCACUUUGUGUCCAAAUUCCCUCUGCGAAAUUUGAACAGUGGCUGAUAAAGAGCUAAUAAGAAAUAGUCAAGUGGAGUUUUAUUGGGAAAGAUGUGACUAACAACAGUCUGAAUAUAAACAGCUUAGUGGCCCGGGAGGGAAGACUGAGUGAGAUGGUUAUCAUUUAAUAAGGAAUUAUGUAUGUAAUUAGUUUAGGUCUGGUGCAUGUAACUCACUCUUGUAAAACACGGCAGGAUUUAAAGUUUCUCAUUAGGGUCUUAUUCUUUCAAACUGACAGCUGAUAUUUCUGCGUUUACAACAAAGCAGAGGUGCUCAAAAGUUGUUAUUGUAGUGUAUAACUUAUCUGAGAUACUGCCUGUUGUCUGAUUGGUCAAACAUCUCUCAUUUGUUGUUUCAGUGAACCCUUAGCAAAGUUGAAACACUUAAAUUUCAUUUGACAAAUGCGAUGGACUGUUCUAGUCUUAAAUUGAUGACCAGAGCAGCUGUCAGAUCUUUGAUUAAUGCAAGAAAAUAGAAACAAAAUUUCCGCCGUGUUACGACAGCGUGGUAUGUUAUAUUUAGAUUAUUGAGUGUUCACUGAUGGGCAAGUCCGAGAGAAGUGACGGUAAUAAUUGUAAGUGUUAUUUCUACCUAGAGAUUGUGAUUGAGUUCGAAUUCCAAGUAAUUAAGAAAAUAAAUGAUGCACUCAGAAAA
Pocillopora verrucosa is the source of this 3256-nucleotide messenger RNA. Its product is annotated as calcium/calmodulin-dependent protein kinase type II alpha chain. Gene Ontology annotation, biological process: protein phosphorylation. The record is from RefSeq and is a predicted model, not a curated record. NCBI's taxonomy places the organism in Eukaryota, Metazoa, Cnidaria, Anthozoa, Scleractinia, Pocilloporidae. Gene Ontology annotation, molecular function: calcium/calmodulin-dependent protein kinase activity; calmodulin binding; ATP binding.